UGCGCAGCGCAUCUCUCCCAAAUAGUCCAUAUUUGCCUUGUUAACGAAAUGAGAUACAGGCACUUCAGACGCACCUAUGUCUAGAUUCUGUAACUUUCUUUUCAUUUCGUUGUUUUGGAGUAGAAGUUAUUUUUUCUCCAUGGGCAUGGAACAUACACCCACGGCACUUCCUCAGACUGAUCAUUCUUAAACAGGAACAACUAAAGAACCCCACUGAGUUAUUGGCAGCUCUGAUGUGGUGCAGCUGCAACAGCCUCGAUCUAAAACCGCCGGACGGGAGCCGAGAGCAGGUUACCCAUAUCCAAAUAUGCGCGUAAUUGGCACUGCCGAGGCGUCCCUUGCACCCCUACCGAGAUAACGUUGUCGAGAUGUUCAAUACUUCAGGAAUUGAGCUCACCUUUAACAAGAAAGAGGAUAUUUCCGAAGUUAUCAAUGGCACUCUGCAGCUUCUCUACAACGUCCUCGUCACCAUCAGUCCCACAACCAUGUGGAACGAAUCGUGCGGGGAGCAGCUGCUGGAUUUUGGGCGCCCGGAGAAGAUUAUUAUCGGGGUGAUGUUAGCGAUCAUCACGGCGGUCACGGUUAUGGGAAACACGCUGGUGGUGAUCGCGGUGUGCGUGGUAAAGAAACUGAGGCAACCGUCCAACUACCUUCUGGUAUCCCUAGCAGUGGCGGACCUGUCAGUGGCCAUAGUUGUGAUGCCCUUUGUAAUAGUGACAGACCUCACCGGGGGCAAGUGGCUUUUCGGAGAGGUGUUCUGCAACAUCUUUAUCGGCAUGGAUGUAAUGUGCUGCACUGCCUCUAUCAUGACCCUGUGUGUGAUCAGCGUCGAUAGAUAUCUGGGGAUCACACGUCCCCUCACCUACCCAGCACGGCAGAAUGGUCAGCUGAUGGCAAAAAUGAUCCUGGGAGUGUGGCUGGUGUCAGCUUCCAUCACACUGCCACCUUUCUGCGGCUGGGCCAAAAACGUCCACACAGCCGGUGUGUGCCUCAUUAGCCAAGACUUUGGCUACACCAUCUAUUCCACAGCUGUAGCCUUCUACAUCCCUAUGCUGGUCAUGCUGGUCAUGUACUACAAGAUCUUCAGGGCAGCUCGCAAAAGUGGGGCCAAGCACCGCUUCACCGACCUUUCCCGUCGCGAGCGUCUUGAAACUGUGGCUAAUGAAGCGCUGCGAAUGCAGGGCCUGAAGCCGCCCGGUGUGGCGGAGGAGUGUGCUGCCUUGUCCCGUCUGCUUAACCGUGAACGCAGAAACAUCUCCAUCUUCAAGCGGGAGCAGAAAGCAGCCACAACACUGGGGGUGAUUGUGGGGGUCUUUGCUGUGUGCUGGCUGCCGUUCUUCAUCCUGUCCACUGCCAGGCCCUUUAUCUGUGGAGUGGAGUGUAGCUGUGUGCCCAUCUGGCUGGAGCGCACGCUCCUCUGGUUAGGUUACGCCAACUCCCUAAUGAACCCCUUCAUUUAUGCCUUCUUCAACCGAGACCUGCGAUCCACUUACCGUGACCUUCUCCGCUGUCGUUAUCGCAACAUCAACCGGCGACUCUCUGCUGUGGGUGUGCAUGAGGCUCUUAAGGUUUAAAGCAACGUAAUUAUAUUGACUCCCAGAAAGUGGGGUAUGGUGACCCUAUGCUCGUACACUUGGUGCUUAAAGGGCAAUGUGUGCAUAGCAGGCCUGUAGAUAAGACAAAGACUGACAGAAAGGGAGUCACUGUUGGUGGCUCUAUAGCCCAUCUGCAAAGGCAGAGAGACAACAUGAUCACUUCAGUGUGUGUGUGUGUGUGUGUGUGUGUGUGACUCACUCAUUCUAUUUUGGGAAACAAAAUCAUAGAGCACACUUGAUGGGCUAUUCAAGUCGACACUUCAAGUUGAUGCUUUUGUGCAUAUGACACAAUUCCUUCCUGGCUAUGGAUUUAUGGUAGGAUAAUAUGGUGACAAGGAAAUGACAUGUAAACACAAUCAAUCAUCCGAGGGUUUUUAAAGGGAACACAAAACAAACAGAUCCCUGUAUAUUAACCAAAUAGAUGUUUGAUAAGGAAAAACAUUUAUUUUAUUGCAAAUGUCUUCUGAACAGCGCGAUCUUAACCAGCAUUAAGCACAUCCCCGCAAACAGAAAUUUGAACAUUUGGAGGUGUAUCUUGCUUUGUGUCAGGAUUAAGUAUUAUUUGUAUCACUGCAGUCAUAGCUUUCAAUUCGGUCCUCUCACUAAAUUUAACAGUAGCACCUUAAAUGUUUCACAAAUGUUUACAAAUGUGGUGAUGCCAAGGGACUAGAGGUGGGUGGAAAAUGUUGUAAGAAUGCAUUUUUCAUUCAUGAAAUCUCAGUGUUUGUUGCUAUUAAAAGGUAGUCUGAAACUGAAAGUAGUUUGCUUACUGUCUGCAUGAAACACAUUUGUCUUACAUGCCACUGUAUGUAUAAAUCAUAAAAGAUUUUGAAUAGAGAAUUACAGUGUGGCUGCAGUUUUAUCCAUGUUUUAUCCAAACUCUUUAUCACACACUUGAAUUCAAAGUGAACUCAGUACCGUAUAUGUCAGAAACCAUGAUACUGUGGAUUUUUCUCACUCUUGUUAUUUUGCUUUCAUCAGUUUCAUUCCACAGUUGGCUAAGGUCAACAUGUUAUCAAGUUUUAUACAGUUACCUAAACCUCUUGAUCUCUGCCAUUUCACUUUAAGGAUUUACAUGUUCUCGAGACUUGUGCUCCACUGGUUGUCUACAGUGUUUCUAUCUCCCUUUUGAACCAGGUUGUAGUCACUUCCCUCCUGAUUUCACUCCAAUUUGAACUCUUCAGUAACCAGUAUGAGCCCAUGUCAAAUCAGUCAUUAUUUGAGCAGUGUGUGCUUUUUCUACCUCGAUUUCUGAGAAUACCGUACAUUUCCUCCAAACAGAUGUACUGCUGUCUUGCUUCAUUUUGUAAUUAACUGCUGUUUUAUAUUGUGAAAGAUUGAUCUGUCUACAACUGUGACUGCUCUGUCUGGCUACUUUGGCAUUACCCUCAGAAAGCAGCUGUGGAAGUGGAAAGGCAUUUCUUCACUUUGUAAAUAAAGAAACACUUGUUGAAAAUGUCACUGUGGCUAGCUUUGGUAAUCUCAGAUGACAUUCAUGCACUUUUAACUGGUUCAGUGAUGGAGUUCUAGUUCUUUAAGACUAAGACUAACACACACACACACAUCUUUUUCUCUCAUUUGCAAACAGGAGACCGUUCUCAUAGGUUUUCUUGCUUUCUCCACAGAGCAUUUCUUCAUCAAAAGUCUGAUGUGCACAUUUUGUUGUACAAAAUUGAUUUUCCUUGCUGACUGGACUGAUGGGUCUGACAUGAGGAAUAAAAACACACAUUAUGGUCUGGUAGAAGUCUUUGAAACAUCCAUGCCAUUUCUUAAGAAUUAGAACCAAGGCUGUUGUGCCAGUGCAAGUACUCUGGAGACAUGUUUGAGGAUGCUGACCCAAAAAAGAUGCUUUUAUUUUCUGUUUGCUUGGAGCAAAAUCUUUUAUUCACAUUGUGGGAGACAGCUGUCUGCUUGCUUUCAGGACUGAAACUGUCCUGUAGAGACACAGGAAAAACAUGUGUGAUGUGUUGUGUUUGUGGCCAGAAUGUGUGUAGUUCAAAUGCUGAAACCAGUAUGAAAUAAAUUACACUCAGUUUCA
Molecule: messenger RNA, 3633 nt
Organism: Scatophagus argus
Lineage: Eukaryota; Metazoa; Chordata; Actinopteri; Scatophagidae
Gene: htr7c
Product: 5-hydroxytryptamine (serotonin) receptor 7c
Exons: 2
Coding region: 369-1574 (401 amino acids)
Biological process (GO): circadian rhythm; smooth muscle contraction; vasoconstriction
Cellular component (GO): plasma membrane; dendrite
Molecular function (GO): neurotransmitter receptor activity; G protein-coupled serotonin receptor activity
Source: RefSeq, a predicted model, not a curated record